GAGACCACUUGAUGAUCAUUUCUCGUGGGGACAGCGCCAUGGCCGCUCCCCGCGCAGCGCGCCUGGUUCGGUUAGCGCCUUGCCGGAGGCGGCCAGUGGCCCGGGCUUUCGGCCACUUGUCCUCUUGGACGCCAGCGGCAUGCGCCGGCGGCACUCUGUGGCGGCGUGCGAAGGCCACGGCCCGUGGCCAGCGUGUGCGUGAGAGCGGCAUGCCACCGGUGGACUACUGGGAGGAGCUUCUCCACCCGGAGCCCACGCUGGACGCACUGGGCUUUACCUCGGGCCGCCAUGUGCGAGCGGUGGAGUUCGGCUGCGGCUAUGGGACCUUCACCGUACCUGCACAUGGACUCGCUGGGACGGAGACUUCUGCUUCCUUUUGGGCUUGGAUUCAGGUGGCACAGCGUGUUCAGAAGCUUCACACUUUCGACAUCGAGGAGCAUAUGGUGGAAACCUCCCGCCAGCGCUUGGCGGCGGCCGGCCUCGAAGCACGCGUAGAGCUGGAGGUCCGAGAUGUGCUUGCGCAGGGCUAUGGCUUGGAAGCGGAAGCCGAUGCUGUGCUGCUGAUGAACAUCCUGCACUGCCAGGAGCCGGUGCAGAUGCUGCGCCAGGCCGCAGAGCUGCUGGAAGACCAGGGCCUCGUUUAUGCCAUCCACUGGAGGUACGAUGAGAGCACCCCGCGCGGACCUCCAAUGAAGAUCCGGCCUCGGCCCGAGCAGCUUGCAGACUGGGCAAUGCAGACAGGAUUGCUGGAGGUGGAGCGCGGACCGAUCGAUUGCCCGCCGUGGCAUUAUGGCUGGACCUUCCGCCGGGCUUAGGGCAAAAAGGC
This is a messenger RNA of Effrenium voratum, 826 nucleotides long. The record is from the annotation of a GenBank genome assembly. NCBI's taxonomy places the organism in Eukaryota, Dinophyceae, Suessiales, Symbiodiniaceae.